This is a messenger RNA of Caenorhabditis remanei, 816 nucleotides long. RefSeq lists its product as uncharacterized. The coding region runs from base 1 to 816 and encodes 271 amino acids. NCBI's taxonomy places the organism in Eukaryota, Metazoa, Nematoda, Chromadorea, Rhabditida, Rhabditidae. The transcript has 2 exons. The record is from RefSeq and is a predicted model, not a curated record.
AUGGGGUGCGCCAGGCAUCCAAGAGGAAGGAACUACCUGUUGUCUGCAAUUCGCAUUUGGCUCGGAUUAACAGUGGCAGCAACAACAGGAGGACGUCAUAAACACCAAACGUCAAAACACAGCGGAGAAGAAGAACGAUACAUCGGAGGACUUCAAAGCAAAGGCAAUGUGUUGCAGGAGCACACAAUACAUCAUUCAGCCCCCGAGGUGCUGAAUCCAGAGCAGCCAAGUACCCAGGAGUGCACCAGGCAUCUGGAGGAUGAGCAUCACCUGUUGAAUCGUGGUUCGCAUAGGGCUCGGAUCGAUCGUGGCAGCGACCAGCAGGAGGAAGUCGAGAGACGACCGAAAACGAUGCUAGGAAGCGUAAUGGUUACGCAACCCAAGCAUUAUCGAUUCUUCAAUCGGAUACACGCAGAAGAAUCGACUCGAAGUAUGUACACAGGACGUGAUCAUACAAACCAAAUUGGAGUGGAGAGGUUCCAGACUCAAACUAUCGAGAGAAGGAUCGAGGAUAAAGCAAUGAGAAUCGUCCAAGGCUCGAGAACAGCAUCGCGACCCCAGAUGCAUAUGAAGCCAAAGCAUCAACGACUCUUCACCGGACAUCCCGCAGAAGAAACACCUCAAAGUAUGGACAUCUACCGUGGACAUACAAGCCAAAGUCAAAGUGAAGAGACUUUAUAUUCUUCACAAUCCUACGCCAGCACAAAAACAUCAAGUGCGAUCGACAACAUGCCGAAUAGUUCAAGACCAACGAAGUAUAGAUGCAGUUGGAGGAUGGCUUACUUGUUACUUCUGAAAACCGAUGAAAGGUUAUAA